AUGGAAGACGGAGAACCUUCGAAUACAGGCAUGGAAGAUGGGGAAUCGUCAAACAACAUUUCGGAAAAACUACCAAAAAGGGUCCUCGGCGAUGGUUGCUACCCCGUUGGUGCUCGGUUGAACAUAUAUUCAAAAGCCAAUGUCAUUGGCCUCCUUGUGGAGGCGUUAAAGGGUACUGAAGAUCUUGAGAAGCUACUUCAUUCCCAGUUUGGGAAGUUAUUCCAUCUACCUGUUGCAAGAUGUUGCAACAGCGCCAAACUAGUCCAUGCCCUUCUAUCACGACAACUUGUGACCACGAAGAAACACGAAAUUUGGUUCCUCUUUGGUGGACAGCCUCUGAGAUAUUCGAUACGAGAGUUUAAGGAAAUCACUGGAUUGAAUUGCAAUCCCGAACCUGAUAGCACAGAAGAAGAAGAAGAUGUCGGAAAGGCAGGAACCUGGAAAGACCUGUUCGAAAGAGCGAAGGCUAUGAACGUGUUUGAUGUGCUUGAAAUGCUAAAGGACCCGGAUCUACCCCGAUGGAAACGCCUUCCAUUGGCCCUAAUCGUUCUUGUCGACAGUGUUCUAUUUUGCAAUAGUAAAAAUCUGGCCCUCACCGAGAAAUACGUUGCGAUGUUGACUGACUUGGAAAGGUUCAUGUUGUAUCCAUGGGGGAGGGUAUCCUUUAACAAAACAGUAUCUCGAUUUCAAGCUCCGAAGGCAAUCACGGAUGCCGAGAAAAGGGAGAAUCCUGUAACACGAUUGCGCCGUCAACUUAAUCAGAAAACCAGUGCAUGCUAUGGAUUCUCUCUAUCACUACAACUCAUGGCCCUCCAAUAUAUACCAAUGUUGGUUUCCAAAAUUCCUCAACCUGAUAACUUGAAGACAUUCGCUGAAGAUCCCGAAGGCUGUCAAAACGUUAUCACACUAUUGCAUCUUGGGGACAUACUUGCCGUGGAAUCCGACCCUUUGUUGUCUGUCAAACAGAUGGUAGUGGAUGAUGGUGACAAUGACUAA
Messenger RNA from Eutrema salsugineum, 996 nucleotides. RefSeq lists its product as uncharacterized. The record is from RefSeq and is a predicted model, not a curated record. Lineage: Eukaryota; Viridiplantae; Streptophyta; Magnoliopsida; Brassicales; Brassicaceae. The transcript has 2 exons. The coding region runs from base 1 to 996 and encodes 331 amino acids.